Molecule: messenger RNA, 4694 nt
Organism: Physcomitrium patens
Lineage: Eukaryota; Viridiplantae; Streptophyta; Bryopsida; Funariales; Funariaceae
Product: beta-glucosidase 34
Biological process (GO): carbohydrate metabolic process
Molecular function (GO): beta-glucosidase activity
Source: RefSeq, a predicted model, not a curated record
AGAUGUAGCAGCAAUUUGAGCAAAAGAGCAUGAUUGUUGUUGUGAAACAGAGGAUCGGUGGCAUCGUCCAUGAUUCAACGUUGACAGAUAUCCAGAUUCUGCACCAAAGACAACGUUCCACUUUCAGCUUUCAGUCAGAAAAAAGUGGUGGCGGCAGUCUGCCUUUUCAGACUCUGUCGAUCCCACCUGGAUAUCUUUCAAGGUGCAGUGGGUGAAAAAGAGCACUGGUUGAAGUUCACUGUGGAAGUCACAAAAUGCGUGUUGUAUCUUCGUUCCAUUCCAGGGGGAUGAUUCCAUGUACCGUAAGCGUCAUUAAGCAAAUCUCUUCUUCACUAGGAUUCCUCUUUUGGGUGGGUUAUGAAGGAGGUGGGUGCAUGUGGGAUACGGCAAUUCCAGGAUUUCUUGUGGUUUGUGUAUAACUGGAGCAUGCCAAGGAGAUCGAGGAGGAAAUUAGAGGUGAGAUCAAGCUUAGAGAAUGCUUUACAGUGACAGGGGGGAUGAUUGAAGAGUUUGCCAGCGCAUUUCGGAACAUGUGAUUGUUGUGCCAAAGGAGGUUCGGUGUUACGAGGGCUCUUGAGUGGAACAUUAUUCUUGUAAGAUACAAGGUAAUGAGGUGGGAGAGGACACAGUAGAGAUGCAGCUUUGAAGAACGGAUGUUGGAAUGUGUUUGAUGUCAGACGAGGAGUUGCCCAGAGUGUCAAAGUAUACUGUCGGCAUCGAGACGGGAGCUGGGUCUUGUGGAGUGGGAGACAUUCUUCUCUGCGAUUUGAGAGAACACGAUUACUGUUAGUGGGGCGUUUAUGAAUAGUGGGAGUGAGAAGUUUUCAUCAAGAAUUGUGACAAUGCCGCGGAACUGAAUCCUUAAACAGGGCGGGUGUGCAUUCGAAAGGCCCCAGAUUGUGUGCGUUGGCGGGGGACAUGGCCUCGAGUAAGGUUACUGCGAUCUGGUUGUUGGUUUCACUAUUCUUGGUAGACAAAGUCGUGGAGGGUAGGCAUCUUGUUACUUCGGUAACUGGUUCUAUGCAGAAUGAGCCUCGGCAGGUUCGAAAGAGCAACGAGUUUCCUGAGGGCUUUCGUUUUGGUACUUCCUCUUCUGCGUACCAGUACGAAGGUGCAGUGAAUGCAAGUGGUCGAGGACCUUGCAUAUGGGAUUCUGCUUCUCACACGCCAGGGGUAAUUCAUGACAACAGCACAGGCGACAUUGCUACCGAUCAUUACCAUCGGUAUCAGGAAGACAUAGAACUUAUGGCGCACCUGGGUGUGGGAACUUAUCGUUUUUCGAUUGCGUGGACGCGCAUUUUUCCAGAUGGAAGAGGGCCAACUCCUAAUGCUGAAGGCAUUGCUUUCUACAAUAGGCUGAUUGAUACGCUACUUUCGACAGGCAUAGAACCUUUCGUGACUGUCUCCCACUACGACCUGCCUCAAACUCUUCAGGAUGAAUUUGGGGGCUGGCGAAGUCGCCAUAUUGUACCUCUAUUCACGUUUUUCGCCGAGACUUGCUUUGCUGCCUUCGGAGAUCGAGUGAAAUACUGGAUUACUAUCAACGAGAUCCAUAAUUAUGCCAUCAAGUACACCAACAUUGGAUGUAGGAACCCUUCGGGCCUCUGCGCGCCUGGCAACAGUAGUACUUGGGUGUACACAGCUGGCCAUCACAUGUUACUUUCACAUGCUUUUGCGGUUGAAGUUUAUCGCACAAAAUUCCAGACAAAGCAGGGAGGCAAAAUUGGCAUUGUUGCAGAUGCACAAUGGUAUGAGCCUUAUUCUGACAAUCCAUGGGAUAUUGCAGCUGUCGACCGCAUGCAAGCGUUUCAAGUGCGAUGGGUACUUGACCCAAUUUACUACGGUAGAUACCCUGAAAUGCUAGUUGAUCGGCUUGGCGAUCGCCUUCCCCGUUUUUCAGAGGGAGAGGCGCAGUUGUUAAGAGGUUCAGUUGACUUCCUGGGCAUAAAUCAUUACACCACACACUACGCAGUUGAUCAAACGAAUUCGACUGAGCAGUUGGAUUCAGGAGCUGCUUCUGUUGGUUCACGAGGGGGCGUUCCAAUUGGACCUAAGGCUGGUUCCAUAUGGCUGAAUAUUGUACCAUUUGGUAUACAAAAAGUGCUAAAUUAUAUCCGGAUACAGUACAACAAUCCUAUUGUUUACAUCACUGAGAAUGGUGUUGAUGAGGACAACGAUCCCGGAAUUCCCCUAGAUGUGGCUCUCAAGGAUUCCUUUCGAACCAAGUACCAUGUGGACUACCUUUCGUAUGUAAACGCGGCAAUAAGAGACGGGUGUGAUGUGCGAGGUUAUUUUAUUUGGUCCCUUCUAGACAACUUUGAGUGGGACGAUGGACUCUCUAAGCGAUUCGGGCUCUACUACGUAGACUAUGAUCACAAUCAGACUCGCUAUGCUAAAGACUCUGCAAAGUGGUUCAAAGAGUUUCUGCGCCCGUCUCUGCGACCAAAUCAUGCUAAAAGCUGAUUCAAUUAGUUUGAUUGUGAUUUGGUUCAUUCUUCUUCCUCUUGUUGAUGUUCUUGAUUGUAUACAUAGCUGCAUAAUACCUAGACACAAUGCCAUGCAACCCAUAUUUGUAUUCAAAUUUCCCACGAAGCUGAAAUAACAGUCAGAGUCAACAUUUUUACGUUUCUUUACAGAUUGCAUUAUGAACUAUUGCUGGUGGAUCUCUUUGUCAUCGUCUCUUAAGUACGCAGCUUGUGUUGGAACCAAACUUCCAGGCAGAUGGCGUUUUUUCCAGCAUAGUUUAUCCGAUUUAGAACUUGUAUGGAGUGUGCCAGGUUUGCAGACUUUGACUUGGCAUGCCUAAUGCUUAACGUUGAGAGGCAGGGUAUCAUAUCAUAGAAUUUAACGAAAUUAAGUCCUUAGACAUCUUUCAUGGAAAGCUGCAUUAGUAAGGUUUAUAUUUGGACCAUAAUAUUUUGAGCUUCAAUUUAUGUUGAUGUGUACACAAAAGUGGUUUCAUUCGAAACAAGCACUGUGUGGCACAGAUAUUUGAAGUCGAACUUAGUCUAUUUAAUCAAUUAAGAUCAGACGUCUUGCAUUAAAGGUCUAGAUUAGGUCCUAUGGUUAUGUGCAUAAGCGGCGCGAAAGGUUGGUUCGUCUGAGCUGCCCAGUCAAAGCAGCCGCCUCAUUCCAAUUAGAAAAUAGAAAUGUAGACAGACUCUUGGAGGCCACACUAAUUGCAACCGCUGAUCCUUACAAACCAUUACAUUCAUUUGGUUUUGUGACACCGACAUUUUUAAUCAAAUCAUAUGCUGAAGUUGCUUCUGGCCUCAAUGUGCGUGAACUUGAGGAACAUUUGCUCCAAUCACAAAGACAUAAAAAACUAUUCAAGUGUAGAAAAUUACUGCCCAAAACAUGUUCACCACGUGGAAGACUGCUAUAUUACAAGUGUAAAGAUUCCGCCUUCUCCGCCCUCAAAUCCAGAGCCAUCCCUGCAUUUGAAUAUCAAGCUUGGGGACCAAUCUGACUACUCCCUGGAUUUCUGGGUUUGUCACGAUAUUCCUAUCACCAUCCCCAAGCCUGAGAAGUACGAGUUAGUGUUGUAGUAGGGUUAUUUGCUGUUUCGGAGGAGACUCUCACCUAAUUUUUAAAGCUUUAGUUCAAAACUGGAAUCCGCUUCCGCGUAGAAUUGUACAUCAUGCAAGAGGGCAAGAUGGGGAGCACAGAUGAAGAUGCCGACAUUCGGCGUCCGUCGAUAAACACUGAACCUCGCACACUUAGUGAAUCUACCAUCGAGCGAGCUUUGGUACACCUUGCAGUUUCUUUGAUAGGUUCUUCCAGGGGUGCUUCAUCUGGAGAGUUGCACAAAAUCAGGAUGGACUGGUAUUCUGAGGCCAUGGCAUCUCUCCAGCGCAGAUCAAGUUGAGCUUGUUUGAAGGUGAGAGUUUCUCCGCCUUUUUCAAUGCUCCUGAUGAAGACGUCGAUGAGUUUAUUUGGGAUGAAAUCAUGGUGUGAUUUAGGUGUGUGAUGGAGUCGUGUGGACCGUCGCAGAAGAGGCUCCGAGGUUUGUAACUUGUUUGACUGAGAUGGUUGGGACAUAGCACCAGCACUGUCCUGAGUAGUUCGAUCACAUGAAGUGGAUACUUGACAGUCCGGAUGUGGUGAGGACUGUGUUGGCCCUGAUGACGUGACUGCAGAUGGUGGCUCGCAUGCUGGUUGAGGAUCUGAAUGUGAUGUAUCGGCGUGAUCCGCUUUGAAGGAUGGCCCUGAAACGAUCUUUUCGGGGAUGAGUGCGCUGAUUUUUUUGAGUUGGUGGAGUUGUAACGGGUCAAUAUUGGGAAGUGACUUGAUAUCUUUAGAUACUAGAACGAGAUUCGCUGCGGGGUCAUAACAUCGAUAACCCUUUGUGCAAUUAUCUAGACUGAGAAGCAUGCAGAGUCAGGAUGUAGAGGAGAGCUUACAUUGGCCUUGUUUGGUGUGGGUCACGUAGGCGGAUGUGUCGAAUGCUUGCAAUUGUAUCACAUCGGGUUUAGUGCCAUUGAAUAGCUCUAGUGGUGUUUUAUCUGGAUGUCGCUCACUGGAUCGCAGAUUCAUGACAAUACAGGCUGCCCGGACUGCUUCGGCCUAGAGUGGUCUCGGUAAUUCAGUCAUUGAGAAAGCAUCUUGUGAUAUCGAGUAUGGUUCUGUUUUGGCAUUCAACUACACCGUUUUGGUGAGGUGUAAAGGCUUGACUAAAUUGUCGUUUAAUACCC